AUGUACGAGAAUUUUGCUGUCGAUAAUAAAAAAUAUGUAGAAACACUGAAGAUCGAAAAAAAUAAGCUGGUAACUAAGAAAAAGGAUUUAGAAAAACAGAUAUCCGAUCUAAAAUCAAUGAAAAGUGCGGAAAUAGAGAAAGAAUUGCACGUUUCGAAAGAUAAAAAACAAGAGUUGAACCAAGAAAUUACUAUGUUACAAAAACUUAUUGAAGAUAAGGAAACAGAGUUAAGCUCACUGCUAAAGCACAAGGAAGAAAUAGAUUUGAAUUUUCAAAAAAAUUUAGACCAGUUGUCAAGUAUUAAAAAAAAACUUGAAGAAUUAGAAUCUGCUAUUGAAGAGUUUAAAAAAUCGCUAAAGGUCGCAAAUGAAAAACAACUGGAAAAAGUAGCUUUACAAGAAAAAAUUCACACUAAAAUAUCUUGCCUUAAAGCUACAAGCCAAAAGUUUGAAAAAGAAAAGUCGAACUUAUUGACCAAAAGAGAUCAGUUAAAUAAGCUCAAACAAUACAAACUUGACUUAAUUUCCGAUAUUUUCCAGCAAUGGCAGAACUUGAAUUUCGAUGAUAUAGUUCGAGAUCUGGAAAAAGACAAAGAACGAAAAGAAGAAUUGCAAAUUAUUCAAACAUAA
Messenger RNA from Dermatophagoides pteronyssinus (European house dust mite), 630 nucleotides. RefSeq names its product protein hook-like. NCBI's taxonomy places the organism in Eukaryota, Metazoa, Arthropoda, Arachnida, Sarcoptiformes, Pyroglyphidae. The record is from RefSeq and is a predicted model, not a curated record.